AUUCAUUUACGUAGCGCGCGAAUAGAAUGUAACAAGUGAAGAUAAAAAACCCUGCCUUCACCCUAAUCUUUUGCAGUCCAGUCUCAAGGAGGUCGCGUUUUGAAAUUAGCGUGAUAGACAUCAUCGUAAUCUUAAUAUUUAUAUGAUUUAAAAUCUGCAGGAUAAACCCUGCCAUAUCAAUGGUAAUGGCGAACAAACUUGCUGGUAGGCGGGAACUACUGGACCGUUGGAGAGGCAUCGCGGAAGAAGAGGAGAACGACGAUGACGAUCAUGUUGAUUCCUCCAAGAGUCGUAACCUCCACCUCCUCAAACAACAAUGGUUUGCAGAUGCAUAUAAUUUUCUAAUUUGUUUGCCUGGUGGAAGUCAUAUUUGGUGUGGCUUUUCGGAUAUAAUGGGACCGCUUUUGGAGACUUUUUACAAUUACUUCAAAAAUGAUUGUCAAGAUUCACCUCUGAGGCUGUUAUGGAAGAGAAUAUCUGAUGAAAUGGGUCUUUGCCUUCAAUGCAUUUCUCAGCAUCAUCAAGCCCAACACAUGUAUAACACGGAGUAUGAGUCUAGUUCUAUUGGUCCUCUUCUCGAUGUCUUGCAGAAGCUUGAUUGUGAAAGGGUGACAUUACGUCUGAGGGAUGUGAAUAGAAAAAUAGCAGGGGAAAUGUAUGAUCCUGCCUGCGAUAAUGCAGAAGUUGUUAAUGUUUUGUAUGAGGUGUUGAUGUUCCCAUUCCUCUUAGAUUUUGAGUCUCUAUUCACUGAGUUUGAGUUGUUUGUUGAAGCUAUCGACAAUAAGCAUGAGUUGGCUUUGUCUGGGCAUCAACAAUUUCCGGGAGUUUAUGCACUACUAUUUUGCAAGAGAAGCGUUCGUUCUGUUGGAUAUCGUUUAGCAGGAUCAAUGGGCAAAAUCAGGAGAGCAACAGACUUGGAACCUUUGCAGCCAUUGCUUAAGAAAUUUAUUGGCUGUUUAGAGGCAGAUGCUUUACCAGUGGCUUUGGAGACCUCAACACCAAGAACUCAAUUGGAUCGUGUGUCUUUAUGGAUUGGUAUCAAAUCACUGCUUGGCUUCUUGGACCCUUCAACUUUUGAAGAAGGGAUAUUGGAACGGUAUCCGUUUUUUGUCGAUAUUGUACUCAAUCAUAUUAGUGGUGAUUCACUUGAAUUUUCACACGCCGUUACUUGCUUGAGACUCCUCUUUGAAAUGCUUGGUUGUAAGCUUUGGUUAAGGUCUACAUUGUCUCCAAGUGUAAUGCGCAACACUCUAAUUGGUCAAUGCUUCCAUACUUGCAAUGAGAAAAUCCAUAAAGAUAUUUUUGGUCUAUUCCAACCUUUUCUACAGUCUCUUGAAGCUUUGCAAGAUGGAGAGCUUGAAAAGCAGCGUAGGUAUUUUCUCUAUUUUUUGCUCCAUCAAGUGCCAGUGAGCAGUAACUUCAGCGUUCUAACAAGGAAAUUGGCAUGUCAGAUAGCGCUUCAUAUUGUACACCGAGGUUACAAGAUGAACCCGCCUUGUCCUCCCUUUGAGUGUGCACAUAUGUGGUAAGAAGUCAGAACCCCUUCUUUUUAUGUG
This is a messenger RNA of Vigna umbellata (rice bean), 1556 nucleotides long. NCBI's taxonomy places the organism in Eukaryota, Viridiplantae, Streptophyta, Magnoliopsida, Fabales, Fabaceae. The record is from RefSeq and is a predicted model, not a curated record.